UUCUUCCUCAUUUUCGCGCUCUCUGAAACCCUUCCGAAAAGCCAAAGGAUGCACAUUUCUUCUCCUUAACCCGCGAAAUUCUCGCCUAUAUCUCGCGCGAUAUCUCAUGGAAGGCGUGAAAAUCCUCUCCAUCUCAGAUCUCCUCCAACGCUCUCGCCCUCUCACAGGCACCGCUUCUCUCAAAACCUCCCCCUGCAUUUCCCGCGACAAUCCCAUACCCCCAAUUUCUCGCGCUUCAUCUCCAAAAACACGGAAAUCCCAACCAACCCACGACAUCUCCAAAGAAAAAACUAGCAAGCCCUUGGAAUCGCUCAAAUCUCCGGCGAUCAUCAUCGGUACCGUUCAUCUCCCCACCGCCACUGCAGAUCCAACGGCCCUGAUCUCUUGCGAUUCAAAUCACAGUUGCCUUUCUUUCUCCGACGGCUCAUCUACAAUCUGCUGCUCUGUCCUUGAUACGGAAUUUAAUGCCAUUGGCAAGCGAAUCCGCGUCCUCGCUUGGAAUUUCAUUCCUUUCAAAACCAACGGUGGAUUGCUGGAGAUAAUCAGGUGGGGCAUUCUAGAAGCAACGGCUGAGAUUAACCGUAGCUUUCCUUUGGUCUGGUUGCCUUCUUUUUCUUUAGAAGAUCGUCAGAGUGCUUGUUCCUACAUUCGCGGUAUUUUGAAUUCGGUCAGCUCAGUUUCCGCUGUUCCUUGUACAGUCCAGAGUCGAAAUUUUCAAAUCAACCUCAGGCAAAGUUCUACUGGUGGUGCAAACAUGGUAGGAUUCCUCUCGGAGAUGACGGUCUGUGAAUGCACCCUCUGUAGUAAGGGAGUGCCCGUUCACGGAGGGAAAGCUUGUCAUUCUUUCACGAAGCGAGUUUUCGUGUACUUUUGUGGGUCUGCGUCAGUUUGGCACCCUUUGCUUUGUAAGCUUCUGGGCCGUACAGUUUCAAUUGUUGGAUUGAAGAAGAAGAUGGUUUUUGUAGGUGGGGACGAGUCGUAUUUAAUGUUUGUGACUACGGAGAAAACUGCACUGUAUCUGUCUCAGUUGUGCUCGGAAGCAGCGGUGGUUCCACGAAUGGUAAUUUCUGGAAGGGGUGAAUUGGGUGCUUACACAGGCAUCGUCACGGGAUACUACUUUCAAGGGAUGGCUGUCGAGUUAGAUGGAAGGGUGUGGCUUUUGCUUUCGGAUAGGACGCUAGCUCUGUCUCAUUCCUUCAGGGUCGGCGCUCUUAUUUCUUUGAGUAAUGUUCACUUCAUACAGCCCAAAUUUUAUUGGGUCAAGAUGCUUUUGCUGGCUGCCUGCUUUAAGACCAGCAUCGAUGUUAAGUCCUUUUCGCCAUUCGAAACUCAGUGUCAUUUGAGGUCUCAGACACACAGCCUGUUGGGGAACUUUAUUGAUUCCUUGAAUUUUUCUGCAAGAUUUUGGGUAUUGCUUACCGUCUCAUGUUUCAGGAAAAAGUUUUCUGGGAUCUUCUCUGAGAAGGAAAUAUUAGGAUCAAAACAUAAGGAAGGAUUGGCACAGAAAUAUGCUAGUUCAUGCUUACCUAUAUGUGCUUUUCGACCACGGUCCACGGGUAAAUUGCGGGGCAUAUUCAUGGAAUUCUGUAAGCAUGACUUGAACAGCUCUUGCAAUGAACCAGAUUUUGGUCCCCUGAAAUUGGCAGUGCCCAUGUCUAGUUUUAUCAGCAAAUGUGAAGCCAUGUGGGGGACUGUCCUAUUGGAAGUACAAACUGAUACUGAAACGGUUGGGAUGAAUAACCGUGUUAGCCUUCUGUCAUGUGAAGGGAAAUCUUACCGCCGAUUGAUAAGGAAAAUUAUUUCAAGUGAAGACCAUGGCAUUGUUUUGGUGGGCACUCUAAAGAUUUGUCCAAGUUCAGGGAGGUUGCAGUUGGUUGAUGCAACUGGCAGCGUUGAUGUUGUGAUACCAGAUUUGUCAUCAAAUGAUGUUGAUAAUGUCUACGAGGUUAAAGACUACAGAAUUUUUCUAGAAGGCUUACCUGCACAGGCAGGUCCUUUAGAAGUGCCUAAGAAUGAGUCAUUUUCAUGCAAAAGCAUCUUUUCCUGUGUCCCGUGCAAGAGAGAGCUAAAUCAGCUGACAAUUUACGUCCACUUUUAUCUGAGGAAUGCAACAUGCCUCAACAUUCCUUGGUGUCUUCCUCCUUGUAAGGAUUGUAGAGAUGAUUUCAAGGCAGACAAAGGUGGAACAUUUCUAUUGCUGCUGGUGACACACAAGUUUCCUGCUAUCUGGAAUUUUGAAGAUGAUCCAAUUAUUUCAGACAGGCCAAGCUCAUUUGCUGAGGCCAUCAUCUUUCCUUAUAAUUUGUUUCUCCCUGGGGAAAAUGGAGAUACUCAACUGAACGAAUAUUCCAGAUACAAGCUCAAAUCACAUUUAGAAUGCACUGACAGAAAAAAUUGUCCAGAAGAACUAUCUUUCAAGAGACUGAAAAUUGCUCCUGGAUCAAAUGGAGCAUUGCCUUGCAGUUCCAAGGAUAAUUUAGGAGCUGUUGGCAAUGGACUGUAUAAACUUCCUACUGAUUGCUUCAGUUCACGUGUAGAAAUUCCAUGCUCACUAGCUGUUAGAAGUAUCAAUGAGAAAAGGUUGCUUGUACCAGGCAUCUUGGUUUGUCCAAACAGAAAUUACAAUGUGGUUGACAAAGCAAGCGGCCAGAAGGUUCUUCUGGAAUUCAAGUCCGAGAGCUUUAGUAAGUAUCAGUUGCUACAAAUUGGUGUCUAUUAUAUCAUGAAGUAUGCUAAGGAAGUUGUUCAUGGUAAAGCUCUUGUCACUUCUCAAACACCUGUUUGGAGUCUUACAUUCACAUCUGGAGAAGUUAUAGAACAAAAUGAGCCAGCUCAAGACUCCUUGUCGGAAGUUUCUCCUGUUAGGAAUGAUGAGGUUCCUUUUGGGAAAUUUUCUUCUAUCAGGGAUGAUGAGGUGCCUUUCCAAACUUCUCCUCAAGGCCAGCCAUUGUUCCAGAGAUCUCACAAACAAAUACUUGAGACUCUUUCCGAUGUGCAUCUACAUCUCUCUGUUGAAAACGAUCUUUUCAAGGAAGACACAAAAGCACUGGACGGGUUGAUUAGGUCCUUUGAGACAUUAGGAGAGGCUGUUAGCGUAUCGACAUGCAUCCAAACCAUGAUGGAAGCGCCACGGCGUCAUUUUGGGGCACCUGAUCUCAAAUGCAGAUUGCCUGAGGGAAAUUUAAUAUCACUACAUGGAAAUGUAGUGGAUGUGCAUAGUUUCAAUCACAAUUCUAUUGAUGAUGAAACACAUUCAAACCAUCAAAUUAGCGGCAAUAUUCAUCAAAGGGUACAGAAUAGCAUUUGCAUUCACGUCCAUGAAGACCACCACAUGGUGAGGAUUCGUGGUGCUAUCAGUACUUCCGCGUAUCCUAUUGGUAUGGGACCUGGAGUUCAUGCUACCUUUCACCGUGUUCUUAUGAUUGAAACUUCCAGAAGGCGAUGUGAACUGAUGUUGACCUCUGUAUCUUUCAUUGUGAUCAACUCUGCAAAGGAGGUUGUUCACCGUGAUGGUGACAGAAUUUCUCCACCACCAUCCAAUUCAGACAUUUUAAACGAGGACUUCUCAGAUAUAGUUUCUUCAAGUUUAAUUUCGCAGUUGAAUCAGUGUUUGGAAUGUAGCAACCCCAUCCGAUUGCGUUGCAGGGUAGUGAAAGUUCUUUUUCUGGUUAUGGAAAAAGACGAAAGGCCAAGAUCAAGGAAGCACUUGGCUGUCAGUAUCCCACUUGCUGGUUUUGUAUUGGACGAUGGGUCAUCCUCAUGUUGUUGCUGGGCCGAUGCUGAGAGAGCAGCAACAUUACUCGGGCUACAUGAAACUGCAGUAAGGGUGUCAAACAGCAGCCACAGAACAUUUAAGAGGGCAGGCUGCUGGAGAACUGAAAACACCACCUAUCAUCUAGAAAAGAUGCUAAAGAAGCACCACAGGAUCACAGUGAAGAACUAUGGAGCUGUGCCUGAUUCAUCGUGUCUAGAUCUUUCGUGCUCUGUAAGCUCAAAUCAAGUCCUCAGUAGUUCAGAUGAGAGCCUCCUCAAGUUCAUCAUCUUAAACACAUGCUGUGGGCCAGUCUUGAGUGUUGUAGGCGACAUGAUGGAUUCAAAUACCAUAGGGAGGUUGGAUAAGGAGCUUACAGAAAUGCAGGUCACAGUGCAGUCGAUGCAGAACAUAUGGGCUAGAGAAGUUGGGUACAUGGAUCCUCUUGCAGAGGCAAGGAAUACGGUUCAACAACUUGUAAUCAGGUUUGGAAAUGGUUAUGAGAAAGUGGGAGCUAAUACAUAAAGCUUGAAAACCAUUGGGUUUUUGAAUGAAGGAAUGUUCUUUCCAAAAAACAAGCGGUCAACAAAAUACAGGAGAAUCUUACAUGUGCCAUUUAUUUGUACAUGUGCGACAUCUGAGCCUUUUUUCAGGUGUCCUCAAAUGUGUUGAUUGCCUGAGCCAAGUGUGGGGCUGGAAGGCCACACACGUGUAUUGAAGGCCCAUUUGGUAGCCGGCUACGUUCUGUGCUCGACAGGCAUGUCAUUUUUUAUUUUUAUUUUGUUAUGUGAUGUGUCUCAUCCAUCCAUGGUAACACUUAGAAAAUUCUCUCAGGUUAGAAUAUUUCAAACCAUGAUUGAGUUAUUGAAGGGUUAAGAUCUUCCAAUAUUGAAGAUACAUGAUAGCCUCAUUAACUGUGCAUUUCAUCGGAUCAACGGUCUGGAUAAUGGAAUAAUGGCCCGUCAGCUAGGCCGGCCGUUGUACUUUGA
Messenger RNA from Magnolia sinica, 4740 nucleotides. RefSeq names its product CST complex subunit CTC1. NCBI's taxonomy places the organism in Eukaryota, Viridiplantae, Streptophyta, Magnoliopsida, Magnoliales, Magnoliaceae. The transcript has 17 exons. Gene Ontology annotation, cellular component: CST complex. Gene Ontology annotation, biological process: telomere maintenance via telomere lengthening; positive regulation of DNA replication. Gene Ontology annotation, molecular function: telomeric repeat DNA binding; single-stranded DNA binding. The coding region runs from base 107 to 4276 and encodes 1389 amino acids. The record is from RefSeq and is a predicted model, not a curated record.